Messenger RNA from Aspergillus puulaauensis, 1248 nucleotides. RefSeq names its product lipoate synthase. Gene Ontology annotation, molecular function: 4 iron, 4 sulfur cluster binding; lipoate synthase activity. Gene Ontology annotation, cellular component: mitochondrion. Gene Ontology annotation, biological process: lipoate biosynthetic process. NCBI's taxonomy places the organism in Eukaryota, Fungi, Ascomycota, Eurotiomycetes, Eurotiales, Aspergillaceae. Bases 1 to 1248 code for a protein of 415 amino acids. The record is from RefSeq and is a predicted model, not a curated record. The transcript has a single exon.
AUGGCUGCUGCGACAAAUCGCUUUAGAGCUCUGUGCUAUUCCUCAAGGGCCGCGGUCCCUCAAUCAGGGAGCGUUCCUUACCUCAGCUAUCGUGGUUACGCAACUACAGAUCCCUCGUCCGCCACCGGCGGAGCUUCGACAGCAACUGCGAGGAAACGGACAACAUUCACGGACAAGCUAAAUACCGGUCCCUCGUUUACAGACUUUGUUGGUGGCGGAAGCGAUAAUGCUACCCUUGAUCCCUCUGAAGCGUACGCUCUCAAAACCGCUCUCGUCGGACCAGCCGGCCGCAAGAAGGAAAUGACCCGGUUACCGUCGUGGCUGAAAACACCGAUUCCCGAUUCAAAGAACUACCAGCGCCUUAAGAAAGAUCUCCGAGGUCUCAAUCUGCACACCGUGUGCGAGGAGGCGCGAUGCCCGAAUAUCUCCGACUGCUGGGGCGGCGGCGACAAGUCCUCCGCUACUGCAACGAUCAUGCUUAUGGGUGAUACGUGCACGCGAGGUUGCCGGUUUUGCAGCGUGAAGACUUCGCGUGCCCCGCCACCGCUUGACCCUCACGAGCCGGAAAAUACAGCGGAGGCCAUCUCUAGAUGGGGAUUGGGGUAUGUUGUCUUGACAACUGUCGACCGCGAUGAUCUUGUCGAUGGUGGUGCCCGCCACUUCGCUGAGACGGUGAUCAAGAUUAAACAGAAGGCCCCCAACAUCUUGGUGGAGUGCUUGACUGGUGACUAUCGUGGGGAUGCGGAGAUGGUUGCCAUUAUGGCUCGGUCUGGCUUGGAUGUGUACGCCCACAACGUUGAGACUGUUGAAGCCUUGACGCCAUUCGUCCGUGAUCGCCGAGCCACGUUCCAGCAAUCAAUUCGUGUCUUAGACGCCGCUAAGAAGGCCAAGCCAUCACUCAUCACAAAAACGUCGCUCAUGCUGGGUCUUGGAGAGACCGAAGAGCAGCUCUGGGAUGCGUUGCGCCAGCUGCGAGCUGUCAACGUUGACGUCGUCACGUUUGGUCAGUAUAUGCGCCCAACAAAGCGUCAUAUGGCCGUGCAUGAAUACGUGACCCCAGCCCAAUUCGAACUCUGGCGCCAACGUGCUCUCGACAUGGGUUUCCUCUACUGUGCGUCCGGCCCUCUGGUUCGGAGUAGCUACAAGGCUGGAGAGGCUUUUAUCGAGAACGUCCUGAAAAAGAGACAAGCUGGGAAUCCCGAGGGGGCUGUCAGCGAUAACACCGUCUCAGCUGACGAAGCGCGGUAG